CAAUAUAGUAUCCACCAACCCACUAGUAGCCUUUUAGCCCACUCUCUCCUACUCUAAUGGAAUCCUUAUAUUUCUGAACUUUCUGCUACACAAAAAAAAAUCACUGCCCAUUUCUCAUUUGGGCAAAAAAAAAUCACCCAUCUUUCUAAUUCUCUCUGUUUUUGCAAAAAGAUCAAAUCUUUAUCAAUGGAGCGCGCAAGAAAGGUUGCUGGAAGAGCACUUUUGCGGCGGUUGCACCACCACCACCGCCCCAACAACCACCACAACAAGGUGGUUGAUUCAAUCUCCUCUGCAAGGUAUGUUUCAACAAUGGCUCCACCACCUCCUCCUUCAUCUUCUUCUAGAUUCUUCUCGAAGAACAAUGAAUUAGGAAAUGUGGGGUUUGGGAGAUUACCUCAAACUCGAUCUAUUUCUGUAGAAGCAUUGAAACCCAAUGAUAGUUUUGCUAGGAGACAUAAUUCAAUAACCCCAGAUGAAGAAAUUAAAAUGGCUAAAUUUUGUGGGUUUGAUAAUACUGAUGCUUUAAUUGAUGCAACUGUGCCUAAAUCAAUAAGGAUCCAAUCAAUGAAGUAUUCAAAAUUUGAUGAGGGUUUAACUGAGUCUCAAAUGAUUGAUCAUAUGAAGGAUUUGGCAUCAAAGAAUAAGAUUUUUAAGUCAUUUAUUGGGAUGGGGUAUUAUGAUACAUUUGUACCACCUGUGAUUUUGAGGAAUAUAAUGGAAAAUCCUGCUUGGUAUACUCAGUAUACACCUUAUCAAGCUGAGAUUUCUCAGGGUCGGUUAGAGUCAUUGUUGAACUAUCAAACUAUGGUUACUGAUCUUACUGGUUUGCCUAUGUCGAAUGCCUCAUUGCUUGAUGAGGGUACGGCUGCAGCCGAGGCGAUGGCUAUGUGUAACAAUAUAUUGAAAGGGAAGAGGAAAACAUUUAUCAUUGCUAAUAACUGUCAUCCACAGACUAUUGAUAUCUGUAAGACUCGAGCUGAUGGUUUCGAGCUUAAGGUCGUGACAGCGGAUCUUAAGGAUAUUGAUUACUCGUCUGGGGAUGUUUGUGGUGUGCUUGUGCAGUAUCCUGGUACUGAGGGGGAGGUUUUGGACUAUGGGGAGUUUGUUAAGAAAGCGCAUGCUAGUGGGGUUAAGGUGGUUAUGGCUACUGAUCUUUUGGCUUUGACAAUGUUGAAGCCACCAGGUGAAUUGGGGGCUGAUAUUGUUGUUGGGUCAGCUCAGAGAUUUGGAGUGCCUAUGGGUUAUGGAGGUCCUCAUGCUGCUUUCUUGGCCACCUCUCAAGAGUACAAGAGGUUGAUGCCAGGAAGAAUUAUCGGUGUUAGUGUUGAUUCGUCUGGCAAGUCUGCUCUUCGUAUGGCAAUGCAGACAAGGGAGCAACACAUUAGGAGAGACAAGGCUACUAGCAACAUCUGUACUGCUCAGGCUUUGCUGGCCAACAUGGCUGCUAUGUAUUGUGUCUAUCAUGGACCUGAAGGCCUUAAAACUAUUGCCCAAAGGGUGCAUGGUCUUGCUGGCACAUUAGCAGCUGGGUUGAAAAAACUUGGGACAGUAGAAGUUCAGGGACUGCCUUUCUUUGACACAGUAAAGAUCAAGUGUGCUGAUGCCAAAGCACUUGCUGAUGAAGCUUGUAAGCAUGAGAUGAAUUUGCGUGUUGUGGACAACAACACGGUCACUGUUGCUUUUGAUGAAACAACAACUUUGGAAGACGUUGAUAAACUUUUCAAAGUUUUUGCUGGUGGCAAGGCUGUACCUUUUACUGCUGCAUCUAUUGCUCCAGAAGUGGAGAAUGCAAUCCCUGCUAACCUUGUGAGGGAGAGCCCAUAUUUGACUCACCCAAUCUUUAACUCAUACCACACGGAGCAUGAGCUACUGAGAUACCUUUAUAAAUUACAGUCAAAGGAUCUGUCACUAUGCCACAGUAUGAUUCCACUGGGAUCUUGUACAAUGAAGUUGAAUGCCACAACUGAAAUGAUGCCAGUUACAUGGCCUGAAUUCGCAAGUAUACAUCCUUUUGCCCCAACAGAACAGGCUCAAGGAUAUCAGGAAAUGUUCCAAAAUUUGGGUGAUUUACUGUGCACCAUUACUGGAUUCGACUCUUUCUCUCUGCAACCUAAUGCUGGUGCGUCUGGAGAGUAUGCAGGGUUGAUGGUUAUCCGAGCUUACCAUAUGUCCAGGGGAGAUCAUCAUCGUAAUGUGUGCAUCAUACCUGUCUCUGCUCAUGGAACAAAUCCUGCAAGUGCAGCUAUGUGUGGUAUGAAAAUUGUCUCUGUUGGAACUGAUGCUAAGGGAAAUAUUAACAUUGAAGAAGUGAGAAAGGCUGCUGAAAAACACAAGGACAAUUUGUCUGCCCUUAUGGUCACAUAUCCUUCAACUCAUGGUGUCUACGAAGAAGGAAUUGAUGAGAUCUGCAAGAUAAUUCACGACAAUGGAGGUCAAGUAUACAUGGAUGGUGCCAACAUGAAUGCACAGGUUGGUCUCACAAGCCCAGGAUUCAUUGGAGCAGAUGUUUGUCAUCUCAACCUACACAAAACAUUUUGCAUUCCUCAUGGUGGAGGUGGUCCUGGUAUGGGCCCCAUUGGUGUAAAGAAACACUUGGCACCAUUUUUGCCAUCGCACCCUGUGGUUGGCACUGGUGGAAUUCCUGCCCCAGAGAAAUUAGAGCCGCUAGGUACCAUCUCUGCUGCGCCCUGGGGAUCUGCUCUAAUUUUACCAAUUUCAUACACAUAUAUUGCUAUGAUGGGAUCAAAUGGCAUAACUGAAGCAUCUAAGCAAGCUAUCCUGAAUGCAAACUACAUGGCAAAGCGUUUGGAGAACCAUUAUCCAGUCCUUUUCCGUGGUGUCAAUGGAACAUGUGCUCACGAAUUUAUCAUUGAUUUGAGAGGCUUCAAGAACACUGCUGGUAUAGAGGCUGAGGAUGUUGCCAAGCGUCUAAUUGACUAUGGAUUCCAUGGUCCUACAAUGUCAUGGCCAGUUCCUGGCACACUCAUGAUUGAACCCACUGAAAGUGAAAGCAAGGCAGAAUUAGACAGGUUCUGUGAUGCACUAAUUUCCAUUAGAGAAGAAAUUGCUGAGAUUGAGAAUGGAAAAGCUGAUGUCCACAACAAUGUCCUCAAGGGAGCACCACACCCACCCUCCAUGCUCAUGGCAGACUCGUGGACCAAGCCAUACACUCGGGAUUAUGCUGCAUACCCUGCUGAAUGGCUGCGCGCUGCCAAGUUUUGGCCAACUACUGCGCGUGUGGACAAUGUGUAUGGUGAUCGGAACUUGGUCUGCACUCUUCUCCCAGCAAAUCACUAUGAAGAAGAGAAGGCUGCUACUGCUUAAACCCUUCAACCUUCUGGCUUAGUUGCCGAAGAUUUCAUUCUUACAUAGUGUUGUUGUAUAUACAAUACAUUCUCCCAUUCGAAGUGUGAGGUGGUUAGCCUUCUUAUAGGCGCUCUCAUAUACUCAUUUCAUCUGUAGGGAUACAUUCCCUCCCUCCCUCCCUCCCUCUCUCUCUCUCUCUCUCUCUCCCCCUCUCUUCUUAAAGAAAAUGAAGAAAAAAGGAACCUCUUUCUUAUGUUCUUCUUUAUAGUUCAGUAACUUCUUACAUUUUCUCUUUUUCGCUUUCUCCCAAGGGUCCAUGUAUACAUAUAGAAUUAUGAAAAUGGUGAGAACAUGAGAAAUUGAAAAUGGAGGAAGUUUUACUACUCAAUUUCGCAAAAAA
Molecule: messenger RNA, 3706 nt
Organism: Chenopodium quinoa (quinoa)
Lineage: Eukaryota; Viridiplantae; Streptophyta; Magnoliopsida; Caryophyllales; Amaranthaceae
Product: glycine dehydrogenase (decarboxylating), mitochondrial
Exons: 15
Coding region: 187-3324 (1045 amino acids)
Biological process (GO): glycine decarboxylation via glycine cleavage system
Cellular component (GO): mitochondrion; chloroplast envelope; apoplast
Molecular function (GO): glycine binding; pyridoxal phosphate binding; glycine dehydrogenase (decarboxylating) activity
Source: RefSeq, a predicted model, not a curated record